ACCAUCGCUUUUAUUCGCUAGAAACCCUAACGCGGUAUUUCUUCUGUUUGGUAGCGAACCGCAACACUCAGAAGCAGCAGGAGCCAUGGUGAAGUAUUCCAGAGAGCCAGACAACAACACCAAAUCCUGCAAAGCCAGGGGCUCUGACCUUCGUGUUCAUUUUAAGAAUACACGGGAAACUGCCUUUGCAAUCCGAAAGUUGCCUUUGACAAAGGCAAAAAGGUACUUGGAGGAUGUUAUGGCCCAUAAGCAAGCAAUUCCAUUCCGACGCUUUUGUGGUGGAGUAGGGCGAACUGCACAAGCUAAGAAUCGCCAUUCUAAUGGACAAGGUCGCUGGCCUGUGAAAUCUGCAAAAUUCAUUCUUGAUCUGCUCAAGAACGCCGAGAGCAAUGCAGAGGUAAAAGGCUUGGAUGUAGAUUCACUUUUCGUAUCUCACAUCCAAGUGAAUCAAGCACAGAAGCAAAGGCGCCGAACAUAUCGUGCACAUGGAAGAAUUAACCCUUACAUGUCUUCACCAUGUCACAUUGAACUGAUUCUGUCAGAGAAAGAGGAACCUGUCAAAAAAGAGCCUGAGACUCAGUUGGCUCCUAGGAAAUCAAAGGGUCAAUCUCUACGUAGUGGUACUUCUUCUUAAACUGCUGAGUGAUGGAUUACAUUCUGAAACUAUUAUCCUUUUCUUUCAUCGUCUCUGUAAUGAGAACAUUUUUGUUUCCUUCACUGAGGUGCUUAAGACUCAAGUUUGUCUCUGAAGAUGCUUGAUUUCUAUUUAAAUUUAUGUCAGAAUCAAGUUUGUAGCUUCCAUCCAUUGAUUGGGCCUACAAAUUUUAUAUAUGAAUUUUUAUUUAAACAUGAUAAUUUGUGUAUUCAAAUCUGUUUAUUCGUGUUUAAUAUGAAUAAACGUAGGGAGGUUAUAUAUAUAUA
This is a messenger RNA of Durio zibethinus, 921 nucleotides long. RefSeq names its product large ribosomal subunit protein uL22y-like. Gene Ontology annotation, molecular function: structural constituent of ribosome. Gene Ontology annotation, cellular component: cytosolic large ribosomal subunit; ribosome. Gene Ontology annotation, biological process: cytoplasmic translation. NCBI's taxonomy places the organism in Eukaryota, Viridiplantae, Streptophyta, Magnoliopsida, Malvales, Malvaceae. The record is from RefSeq and is a predicted model, not a curated record.